Hemicordylus capensis (graceful crag lizard) is the source of this 6267-nucleotide messenger RNA. RefSeq names its product RLF zinc finger (gene RLF). The coding region runs from base 61 to 5814 and encodes 1917 amino acids. The transcript has 8 exons. Gene Ontology annotation, molecular function: DNA-binding transcription factor activity, RNA polymerase II-specific; DNA binding. The record is from RefSeq and is a predicted model, not a curated record. Gene Ontology annotation, cellular component: nucleus. NCBI's taxonomy places the organism in Eukaryota, Metazoa, Chordata, Lepidosauria, Squamata, Cordylidae. Gene Ontology annotation, biological process: regulation of transcription by RNA polymerase II.
UGGUCAGCGGCUGGGGCGGGUCACGUGACUCUUGCCUACGCGCGGUGGGGCCGGGUGCAGAUGGCGGACGCCGAGGCUGACGCGGCCCUGCCGCCGGAGAUGCAGAGGCUGGCCGCCGGCCUCCGCUCCCGGCUCUGGCAGCUGCAGGCGGAGCUGAGCGAGCAGGGGGUGGCGGAGGCUUCGUCGGGCGCCUAUUGCCGGGGGUUCUGUCAGACAUUGCUACAAUAUGCUGGCAGCCGGGGUGCUUCAGAGCAUGCAUUGCCUCUUCUGGAAGUGUAUCAAGUUGCUAUUCAGAGUUUUGCCAAUGCCCGACCUUACUUGACUACAGAAUGUGAAGAUGUACUUCUGGUGCUUGGCAGGCUAGUGCUGAGCUGUUUUGAACUACUGCUUUCUGUGCCUGAAAGUGAAGAUCAGUGCGAACCAUUAAGACUGUUUGAAUCUAUACAGGAUGCCCAUAAUGCUUUGCUUAAAUCUGGAGAUAACAGUCUUGAAAUACUGGCUGACAUCACCAAGGAAGGUGUGUGGAAGAAUCCGGUUCUUCUUAACAUUAUAUCGCAGCAACCAGUAGAAGCAGAAGAAGUCAAGAAGUUGAUUAAACGAGAAGGACCGGCCUUUCUGCAGAUGCGAAUAAAACAUUUGAUGAAAACAAACUGUAUUCCUCAAGCUGCUGCCUUGUCCAAACUCUGCAAAGAGUCCACAGAAAUUUCAAACGUCUCUCCUUUUCUCCAAGCCUACAUCACAUGUUUGUGCUCCAUGCUUCCAACUGAAGAGUCUAUCAGAGAGAUCGCAAAGGUGGACUGCAAAGAGGCCCUUGAUAUGAUUUGUAACCUGGAAGCCGAGGGCCAAGAGAGUGCUGCAUUCAUUCUUUGUACAACGUACCUUACUCAGCAGCUUCAGACUGCUAGUGUGUAUUGCUCUUGGGAGCUGACUUUAUUUUGGAGCAAAUUACAAAGAAGAAUUGAUCCAUCUUUAGACUCCUUUCUGGAAAGAUGCCGGCAGUUUGGCAUUAUUGCGAAAACAUUGCAGCACCUGUUCUUCCUGAUCAGAGUCAUACAAGCUGAAGCAGAAGAAGCAGGCCUUGCUGUGUCUGUGUUGUUGUGUGUGAGAGCCCUGCAGCUCAGAUCAAGUGAAAACAAUGAUAUGAAGACAUCUGUAUGCAAAACAAUUGCCUGUCUUCUGCCUGAAGACCUUGAAGUUAGAAGAGCAUGCCAGCUUACUGAAUUUCUACUUGAGCCGGGUGAGGAGGGCUACAACUUGCUGGAAGAGCUCUACCUGCAGCCCGAUCAAAAAUUUGAUGACGAAAAUGCACCAGUUCCAAACUCACUCCGUUGUGAGCUGCUCUUAGCUUUGAAGGCUUAUUGGCCAUUUGAUCCAGAAUUUUGGGACUGGAAAACCUUGAAGCGGCAUUGCCUCAAGUUGUUGGGAAAAGAGGUUUCUGAGUCAGAGGAUGACCUGAGUGGCAACGAGAUGUCCUUCAAUGACAACGAACUGUUAGAUAGCUUUCUAAGUGACUGUGAGGAAAGCCGGGAAGAGAAUAACUUUGAAGGCCACGAUAUAAUACAUCGGCCCAAAGAGAGAGUGAGAGUCAAAAAGCCGAUUGGAUCCUCAGAAAGGUACCAGCGUUGGCUUCAGUACAAAUUCUUCUGUCUCAUCUGCAAAAGAGAGUGUAUCGAAGCCAGAAUCCUCCACCAUUCAAAGAUGCACAUGGAAGACGGCAUGUUUACGUGCCCCGUGUGCAUCAAAAAGUUCAAGAGGAAGGAAGUCUUUGUCACGCAUGUCAUGGAGCAUGUGAAAAUGCCACCCAGUAGAAAAUACCGGGCGACUAACAACAACAAUAAGAAGGUGCUGUCGAAAAAAGAGAAGCUGGCGAAAAGCAGUCUGUCCAGGAUGGCUUCUGCCGCCCUCGAAGGCAACCAGCCCCUGAAAUCGGCCCCCUGCGAGAGAGCCCAAAGCGGUGACACGCAUGACUACGUCACGUUCAGCAAGUUAGAAAACUGCCACUUGGAAGACCGAGACCUGUACCCCUGCCCCGGCACGGAUUGUGCCCGCGUAUUUAAGCAGUUUAAGUAUUUGAGUGUUCACCUCAAGGCCGAGCACCAGAACAACGAUGAGAAUGCCAUGCACUACUUGGACAUGAAAAACAAGCGGGAGAAGUGUUCGUACUGCCGGCGGCACUUCAUGUCGGCGUUCCACCUGCAGGAGCACGAGCGGGUGCACCGCGGCCCUCAGCCGUACAUGUGCGUGUCUGUGGGUUGCUACGCCCGGUUUGACUCGGUGAACGAGCUGCUGCAUCACAAGCAGCAGCACGCCGACCUGCGCUACAAAUGCGAGCUCAACGGCUGCAACAUUGUGUUCAGCGACUUGGCGCAGCUCUACCACCACGAAGCGCAGCAUUUCCGGGAUGCGUCUUACACGUGUAACUUCCACGGCUGCAAAAAGUUCUAUUAUUCCAAAACGGAGUUCACGCAUCACCUUUCCAUGCAUAUUUCAAAUGGUGAAAUGAAGGAGACACCAGUUAAGCACGAGGAGCAGGUUUCGGGCGACAGUCUGGCUUGUCUCUCGGAUUCCGAGGCAUUUGAGCAAGCAGAUCAUUCCCAUUUGCACGAAAGUGUGUGUUUGCCCUCUGGGUCUACAAAUUCGGAAAGAUUCCUACAGGUCAAAGAAGAGCCUCUCUCGGAUGGCGAGGUGGAGGGCAAAAGUAAUGGCAGUGUUGGAAGCAACAUUGCAUCCCCAGCCAAUGAGAAGCAGGGGUCUUUAUUGACCGAAACAGUAGAUAGUGGCCAGCCCAUUCCUGGUAUCUUGUUACCCCAUGAGAAAGUUUUCCUUCCAUCCAGUCUAAAAGAGCGCUAUUCAAAUGUGGCCGUCUACUUUGAUGGGAAAAGGUUUACCUGUGGCUUUGAAGGCUGUGGUUCAACAUACAAGAACUCAAAGGGCAUGCAAAAACACCUUCGAAGGGCUCAUCCCUACCAUUUCAAGCCUCGGCGGAAGCUGGGCCUGAAAGCUAAAGGGAUGAGUCAGUUCAGCAAAAGUCUGCAUAACCGUCCCCCUGGAGAGUUGAAUUCCGAGCCCAGCCAUCUUUCAGAUACAAAUGCUGACUCCCCAGGCAGUAUAGAUUGUAAUACAAGCUCUAACAUCAAAGGUGGUCUGAAAGAAGAAACCUGUCCCUCUUCCCCGGAAACCUCUCUCUUUGAACAUCCUAAAGUGUCAAGUACAGAAGAUGCAAUGUUGGAACUUCUCUUGGGCUUGAAGCAUCUAAGCUUAAAACAUUCGAGCAGUGGGAUUGGAAAUGCUUCCAGGUUGCUACAGCCCUAUUCAUCCAAGUGCCCCAACUCUGAAGAUGAAUCUACCUCAGACCAUUUUCCCGAAGAGCCGAGAGGCAAGCUGCCAACCCAAUACCUGACUCAGUUGGCAGCCAAGCCCUUUUUCUGUGAACGCCAAGGCUGCACGUGUGAAUUUGUGACCCGCGAAGCUCUGUUGACGCAUUACGUUAGAAAACACAAUUAUUCAAAAGAGAAGGUGCUUCAGUUGAACAUGUUUCGAUAUCGGUAUUCCCCUUUUAAAUGUCACAUUUGCCAAAGAUCAUUUACUAGAAAAACCCACCUUAGAGUCCAUUACAGAAACAAGCAUAAACUUGGCAAUAAGGCAGCAACUCAGAAACUGUUUGCUAAUGAUAGCUUUGAGGAGAUGGGUGAGUGUUCUGAGGAUAUGCUGGAAAACUCCAUGGCUUCAAUGUCUGCUUUCUAUUCCAAUGCAGAGGAAGAACUUGAUGACCAGGCUAAGCUCCCUGGUGAACAGGACUGUCAUCCGAAGAAAGAAGAGCUUAGUUCUGAAACUGAUCUGGAAUCAAGUGAAGAAGCAGAGAGCUGCAUAACUGGAAAGCAGACUAAAUUAUCUGCUCUAGAAAGCCACCGAAAAGGACUAGAAACCAGAGAAGGGAGGGGAAGUAAACGAUCAGUUGCCAAAGGAAAUUUAUGUUACAUUUUAAAUAAAUACCAUAAGCCCUUCCACUGUAUCCAUAAAAACUGCAAUUCUGCAUUCACCAAUCAGAAAGGGUUGAUUCGUCACUACAGGACUGUGCACCAGUAUAACAAAGAGCAGCUCUGCCUAGAAAAGGACAAAGCGAGAACAAAGAGGGAACUUGCCAAAUGUAAAAAAAUAUUUGUCUGCAAACAUAAGGCCUGCAGCAAACGCUUCUUGUGUUCUAAAUCGCUUGUUAAGCAUCGCAGUGACUUUCAUAGCCUUGAUCAUGUGGAAGAUUCAAAAGUGCUUUCCGAAACAGAGUCGGUAAGAUUCCCUUGCCAUCACCCCCGGUGCCCUGCUACGUUUUAUUCCUUCUACAAAUUAAAGCAUCACCUGAUGGAAGAACAUGCCAAGGAGGAGGAAGAAAUAAAUAAAGACAUCGAAAUCCACUGCGAUCUGAAUGGCUGCAACAGAGUGUUCACAACGUACAACAGCUACUCCCAGCAUGUAUAUUUUCGGCACAGCGAUUACAACGGUGUCUCCGAAGAUGCCAAAGAGGAAGAGGACCACUGCAAGGAUGAAGAGGAGCAAAGGUACACAAAAGAUCGGUGUCUGAAACAUGGAGAGAAUGCGAAAAAGAGAUCCCUCAACGAGAAAGCUGAACAACCCAGUAGAAGCAACGGAAAGCAGUUGUACAACUUCAGAACGAGGCAGGAAGCUCUGCGGAUGUGCAGAGACAACUGCAAUCAGACCCAGUAUCCUUGCAUGAUCCAGGGGUGUCUCUCAGUAGUAAAACUGGAAAGCAGUAUCGUGAGACAUUAUAAGCGCACCCAUCAGAUGCCCAGUAUUUAUAUAGAAGAGGAGUACAAGAAGCUUGUCUUUUGCGUUGAAUGUGGUACUGCGAUAAAUGAUGAUCCCUGUUCAGAAGCAAGCCAGGGCUCCAGUAAAGAGGCCAAUGGGGACGUCAAGGAGGAGGCUACAGCACAUCGCGCCUACCGGCAUGGAAGCGAAGAGCAUCAUCUUCUGAACACCAGGUGCAAUCGUGGCGAGAAAGGCAGCAAAAAUGGCAGGUGUUCCGAAGGUAGCAAGAUCCGGGAGGCGAGUGUCUUUUUGUACGCAGGGACUUUAAAACAUAUCCACAGCCCCAAAACCAGGUGUCUUGAAGAAUGCAGCCAAAUGGAGUCGCCUCUGCGUAAAACCGAAGACUCGCCUGCAGGUGAUGGAAGAGAGAACAGCUCGGGCGCACAGUUACCAAGGGAGAAAGAGGCCGGCGACUGGCAACACGCAUCAUCUCAGCAGAACGUUAGAAGACCUCCCCUUCCUGCCGCAAAAGAGAAGACACCGAAGCAGCCGGCACCCAAACCCUUUGAUAUAAAGUCCUUCAAACCAAUGGGGUUUGAGUCUUCAUUUCUGAAGUUCAUUCAGGAAAGUGAGGAACGGGACGAUGACGACGACGAUGACGACCUUGAGGACGAGUGGGAGCCGUCUGAACAAUAUAAAAUGGAUGGUGUGCUAGGGAAAGACACACACUCAAAAAGGGAUGUUGUGCAGGGCAGUGUCACAUACAAAAAUGUCCCCGCAGCUUCCGUGUCCAAGAAGAACAAUGGCUCCAAAGCUCAUGGGCAGCUGAGAGGAGUACAGCCUCUCUUAUCCACAGACUCGCACUCUAUCCCUUCUCUGGAAAACCUGAGGGCCAUAUUGGACAAGGCGUUAACAGACUGCGGGGACCAUGCCUUAAAACAACUUCAUUAUUUACGACCAGUAGUUGUCCUUGAAAGGUCUAAAUUUUCCACAUCCCUCAUAGACUUUUUUCCAACAAAAAAAGCAGAUCAGCUUUGUGUGGGAAGUUCAUAAAUGGUUGUGUUUUUUUUAAUUUAAAAAGGAAAAAAAAAAAGACUGCCUCCACUACUGCUACAUGGGGAAAACUUGCUAAUUGGUUCAGUGCACAUGUUGUUGAGGUUAGAUUAGGCUGUUCAGUUCCAUGAAUGUAUGACAUCUGUCUACAGUAUUGGCUGAGUUAAUAUAAGCUCCCCUAUUAAAUUAAGAGGAAAAAACCAACCAAACUGGUAUUUUGGUGCUAAUUAACAGAUAUUGGAGGGGAGCCUUCCUCUUGCAAAGUAAAUGUGCAUGAUUGUAUAUGGAACAAGUACUUAGGGUACCAAGGCUGGGGUGGGGGGGGGGGAGGGAGGAUGGAGCUCUUACUUGACUUGAAUGUGCACCCAAGGGUGCUUUGUGUAACAUAUUGUACACUACAGCAUCUUAUAUUUUUUGAGUUAUGAGUUUCAAUAAAAGGAAUUUUUUCACCCA